AUGGGGAAUAUAACCAGGAAAGGAAGCAGAGACCUGGUGGUUGACAGUGCCAAGUCCCUGGAAGAUGGCCCAUCUGCAGCACUUCACUCGAAACUCUAUGAAGCCAUCAUGAGAGAAGACUGCACUACGAUCGAGGUACUCCUGAGAAAUCACCCUGUCAACCAGCCCAUCACCAUUCUGCCCAACUCCGCCAGCAACAGAUUACUUCUGACCCAGCCGACAGAGUCUAUCAUCCCCAUCCAUCUGGCUGCCAAGUACCACAAGGCCCAGAGUCUGCUCUGCCUGUUACGGCACGGUGCUGACCCAGAAGUCAGGGACACGACAGGCCUCACCACACUCAACUUAAUGCUACUGCACUGGCCAGUCACUUCCACCACGUGGGCAAAACCAGGCAACAGAACGCACAGGAUCCUGACAGACAUUCAGAAUAGCAGCAUCACAUGUCUCCGCAUCUUGUGUGCGCACGGAGCUCAAGUGAACACUCAAGGGGAAAUCAGCAACAAACGUUCACCACUCCACCUGGCCAUAGCAUAUGGUUGCUAUCCAGUUCUCUCCAUUUUGACCCAAAAUGGUGCCGAUGUCAAUGCUAUUAAUGAAGCCAGCAUGACACCCCUUCACAUGGCCGCAAACAUGCUGAAUAAGGAGAUGAUGGAAACGCUCAUUGCCUAUGGAGCAAACGUCAACUGUGCUGUCUCUUCCACGGGGAACACGCCCCUGAAGCUUGCAGUGUGCACUGCAUCAAGCAAAGCAGGCCGACUCCUCGGGGCGGGGGUCAGCUGCAUCCGUCUGCUACUCACUCACGGAGCCAAAGUCAACGCCCAGGACUACAAGGGCCAAACAGCCAUCCAUGAGGCAUGCUUUGGAGGCAGAGAGGCAAUCAUCAAUCUCCUGCUUGAAUUUGAAGCAAAUGUUAACAUUUUAACAAGAAACGGGGAAUCUCCAAUUUAUAUGUACCUUCAGCGCAGUUGCAAUGUAAGAGAUACGGCACUUCUGGCCAGGCUACUUUAUCACACUUAUCCUCUGAGAAUGACCAAUAACCAAGGAAUUCUACCUGCAGGAAUCAUGCUACCAGAAUUCCGCCUCUUAAGGGACACCCUAAUAAAGCAAUCGCAAAAACCUUUAUCCCUACAGGGUAUCUGCAAAAGAAACAUCAGGAAUAUUUAUGGUGAGAAAUACAAACAGCACUUGAAGCAAUUCCUCCCAGUGACAAUAUGGAAUUCUGUCUACUGCUGUUAUGACUUGGCAUAUACCUCUUGAAAUAAGACCUCCCAGUUUCACAGCAGAGGGACUUUCAGCCACUCAAACUGCAUUUUCUGGCUAGACAUGUCCCAGAAAAUGCUUCACCUAUCACCUGUGACAUCCCAAAUGUACAAACUACUGAUUCUUGAACAUGUUCCAAAAUACAAAGUGAUUUGUCUAUUAA
Messenger RNA from Homo sapiens (human), 1423 nucleotides. It is a transcript of the gene ANKRD61, whose product is annotated as ankyrin repeat domain 61. Bases 1 to 1257 code for a protein of 418 amino acids. NCBI's taxonomy places the organism in Eukaryota, Metazoa, Chordata, Mammalia, Primates, Hominidae. The record is from RefSeq and is marked validated. The transcript is spliced from 3 exons.